AUUAUCUCGAGGCUAACAGCUUUGGAUAACGUCUGCUUGUCAAUUUUGGAAGUAUCCUCCUGACUGUGACCCAGUUAUCAUUUUUAAUAAUCUCCUAUUGCCAAUAAUCCGUUAGGGCGGGGGCAUACAUAUAGCAGUGCGAAAGCUAUGGUUUAAUGGUGCCACCCAUAUUUUGGGCAAUUGUAAUAUUCAGGACAAUCUCUACUCUUUACCACAACGAUAAACCACAAGUGCCCGUAGCUACCUUUUAAUUUUGCGCGUUCCCGUAACAGUGUCCGCCAUUUUGAUUAAAAAAUAUGACAGCAUCCUUGUCUGUCUUGCUGCAAUCUUGAGGGUAAAAGCGACAAUUAAUUUACUGGCGCUGGGAUUGAUUGUACUAUACACGGGUGGAAGGGUCAGGCAGCCUCUGGUGAGCUGUCAAAGAAACACUCGCCAGAUUACUGACAGAUUUGGUUGAUGGGGCGUGCAGCUCCAGUUCACUGGCUUGGAAUAUAAACAAACUGCUCAACCAGCUACUUUAGCAGACUGACACUGACGCCCUGGAGCUAAAUGACAAGGUUUAAUGUGCUUCCUCUGUAAACUGAGGGGGGGUGUAUCUGGCUGUGUGUAAUCGUCGAUGCAGAUGACCAUUCCUUCCUGGGUCUUUGAGACAAAUGACUGAAGAGGUCUGACCAAGGACACACAUUACCUUGGUAACCCCCCCCCAUUCAAGCCCUCUCCUUGCAUCCUUCUUGACUGCAGCCAUGUUCUGGAAGUUUGACCUGCACAUGUCGUCCCAGCUGGAGGCCCUGCUGGAGAAGGAUGAUGUCACACUCACUGAGCUCAUGGAGGAGGAGGACGUACUACAGGAGUGCAAGGCCCAGAACCGCAGGCUGCUUGUCUUCCUGUCCCAGGACACCUGCAUGCAGGAGCUGCUGCACCUCAUCACCACAGAGCCCCCUGCUGGCCUGGAAGAAACAAGACGUUUUAAGCACCCUAACAUAGCGUGUGAGCUGCUGACAAGUGAUGUGGGGGUGAUAAAUGAUAAGCUGGGUGGAGAGAAGCUCCUGCUGGAUACCCUGUACUCUUUCCUGGAGCAGCCCCCUCCCCUCAACCCCCUUCUUGCGUCCUUCUUCAGCAAGACCAUCGGAAACCUCAUCACACGCAAGACCGAACAGGUGAUCUCCUUUCUGCGGGGAAAGGAGGGUUUCCUGGGUCUGGUCCUGAAUCACAUCAACACAUCAGCCAUGAUGGACCUCCUGCUACGCCUCAUCAGCUGUGUAGAGCCUGCUCCUCUCAGACAGGACACACUCAACUGGUUAAAUGAAGAGCAGCUGGCCCAGAGGCUUAUAGAGCUCAUCCACCCUGGGAAAGAUGAGGAGAAACAGUCAAAUGCAUCCCAGACUGUGUGUGACAUCAUCCGUCUCAGCAGAGACCAGGCCAAUCAGCUCCAAGAGAACUCUGAGGCUGACCCUCUGCUUGCCGUGCUGGAGUCGCAGGAGUGUGUGGGUCAGCUGCUGGACAACAUGUUUGUGGGAGAGAGGACAGAGAGCUGUAUCAUCUGUGGAACUCAAAUCCUUCUAACCUUACUGGAAAUCAGGAGGCCAGGGGUGGAGGGUAUGUUGGAUGUGUGUGUUCAGGGACAUGAGAGGUGUGUCAACAGUAGCAUCCUGCAGGCCAUCCAACCCCACCUCACACACUACCACCAACUACUGCUGGAUCCGCCCAGGGUGACCCCCAUGCUUACCAGUCUAGGUGUGUUGGAGGUGCCACUGGGUAACUGUCGUCUCCAUGUGGCCAGACUGAUGGCCUCUCUGCUACAGACCACUAACACCAGUUAUUACAUUUGUUGUAACAACACCAUUUAUAACAACACUGUCACACUGGAGCUCUGCAGACUCAACACCAUAAACAUUCUACUGGACCUGUUCUUUAAGUACACCUGGAACAACUUCCUGCACUUCCAAGUGGAGCUGUGUGUGGCAGCCAUCCUCAGCCACUCUGCCCAGGAGCAGAGACCCCUGGUUAACCAGGAAAAUCCCAGGCUUCAGCAGGAGCCCCAGGAGAAGCAGGCCUCGCCUGGCCCUACACUCCCACUGCCCUCUGUUCCUCCCGACAUCUCCACACACAACCCACUGGUGACCCAUUUGUUUCAGGACUGUCGUCUGGUUCCGAGGAUAUUGGAGGCCUGGGAGGAGAAUGAUAAGAUGCAGGCGGAGGGGGGCAUGAGGAGAGGCUACAUGGGUCACCUGACUAGGAUCGCCAACACUGUUGUCUGUAGCAUGGAGAAAGGACCAAUACACAGCCAGAUCAGCAGCCUUAUUACAGAGCUGCUUGUGGAUUGCAAGGGGCGCUGGGAGACCUUUGUAGACCAGGCCCUGACAGAGAUCAACAGGAAGAACACUGUAGACCUGGUGUCUCACAACCUGCGCUCCUCCAGUGAAGACGAUGAUCGACAGAGUCCCUUCCCCAAAGAGCUGUCACUGCAACAAACAUUCUCAGACUACCAGAUCCAGCAGAUCACUGCUAACUUUGUGGAUCAGUUCGGCUUCAAUGACGACGAGUUCUCAGAACACGGCGACAACAUCAAUGCCACCUUUGACCGGAUCGCAGAGAUUAACUUCAACGUGGACACAGAGGACACUGCUAAGACUGCAGCAUUUGAGGCCUGCACUAAGGAGAAGAUCCAGUCGUUUGAUGACAACGAAGAGGAAGAUAUCUGGGAGGAGAGAGAGAUCAACUAUACUACACACACUAAGUCUAGGACCAGGUUUGGGGGGUCACGGACGUCUGUUGGAGUGGCUCAGAGUGAUGGGGUGAGCGAUACUGCUGGUAGCUCAACAGGUUCUGAAACGGAGGAGUGGGAGGUGCCUAUUGAGGUCACAGGUCAGACAGAACACAGCAAGAACAUCAGCCAGACUGAGACUGCACAGAGCCCUGGCUGGGCGGCUAGUUUUGGGGAGGUGAACUCUAAGGCCCCCUCUCCUGGAGUGGGCGUAGAUCCAUGGGCUAACCCCACCCCCAAGUCUGGAGUGGGCGUAGACCUAUGGGGUAGCCCUGCCCCCACACCUGGAGUGGGCUUAGACCCGUGGGGUAGCCCCGCCUCUAAAUCAGGAGUGGGCGUAGACCCAUGGGGUAGCCCCACCCCCAAGUCCAAAGUGGGCGUCGACUCAUGGGACAGCCCUGCCCCCAAGUCAGAAGUGGGCGUGGAUGCAUGGGGCAGCCCCGCCCCCCAACCCAUAACUGCAGAGAAGGGCUGGGCCAAGUUCACUGAUUUUCAGCCCUUCUGCUGUUCAGAGACAGGUCCGAGGUGCACUUCUCCAGUAGACUCCGAGAUCUGUGGGUCAGACAAAACAAAACCCAGUCAAGACAAGAACUCUUGUGUGUGGAGUGUGUGUGUGGCGAGGAAGGCUCCCCUUGUAGCAUCAGACAGCUCUUCAUCAGGAGGCUCAGAAAGUGAUGAAGAGGACAAGACUGAAUCUGUUACUAUGGAGACGGUAUCCAAGGAAAUGGUCACUACAGAGACAGUUGUCACAACCGCUGGACGGGAAACCAUCAGACUUAGGAUGGACGCCAACACCGAGAGAGUUGUCUUCACCAGUGAGGAUGACAUGAGAGAGAAAGAGAAGAUGAAGGAGAAAGAGAGGGUGAUGGGUGGAGGAGACCCUCUCAAUGCCACUGCUGCUCCCCUCAAAAUUCGGCCUGCCACCGUCACAAAAGACACACCAUCCUUGGCAAACGGACCGGCCUAGUACUACGGUACUACGACACACACAUACACACUCCACUUCCCAACAACACUCCAUGCCAUGCAACGUCUUGUAUCGUGAGCAGUGCUGCCCUGUCAUAGGUCUGUGUCUAGGACAUCUACGGUGGCUGAGAGAGUCAAAAAGCAGAAGAGAAAAGCCAUUCCGGAAGCCAAACAGCUCCUAAACACAAGUUUAUAAACCGAUUCAUGUGAUGUUUGUCCCUGCCCUACUGCUGUAGUCUCUCCAAGACACCUAUCACCACACUGCGACGUGUGUGUGUGUGUGUGUGUGUGUGUGUGUGUGUGUGUGUGUGUGUGUGUGUGUGUGUGUGUGUGUGUGUGUGUGAGAUCCAGCUUUAUGUAGUCUUGUUGUUAGUUCUUGGCUCAGCCAGUUUUUUGUUUUUUGCACUUUAAGUAGAGAAGACGCUCCAUUCCCGCUGUAGUCACAUCAUCAGCGCAGAGUAGUCUGAGGAGGGGAAUGAGUAGUCAGUACUGACUGUAAGAUCUUCAAAGACAAAGUGUGUUCCUGUUUUUUUUUUUUUUUUUUUGACUCAAUCAUUUCAGCAUAGAAAAUCCAGCCUGAUUAUGAAAAUUCUCCACUAUCUUUCUCCCUCUCUGUGUGGACUAUUCCGUCUGUUCUCCCUCUCUGUGUGGACUAUUCCGUCUGUUCUCCCUCUCUGUGUGGACUAUUCCGUCUGUUCUCCCUCUCUGUGUGGACAAUUCCGUCUGUUCUCCCUCUCUGUGUGGACUAUUCCGUCUGUUCUCCCUCUCUGUGUGGACUAUUCCGUCUGUUCUCCCUCUCUGUGUGGACUAUUCCGUCUGUUCUCCCUCUCUGUGUGGACUAUUCCGUCUGUUCUCCCUCUCUGUGUGGACUAUUCCGUCUGUUCUCCCUCUCUGUGUGGACUAUUCCGUCUGUUCUCCCUCUCUGUGUGGACUAUUCCGUCUGUUCUCCCUCUCUGUGUGGACUAUUCCGUCUGUUCUCCCUCUCUGUGUGGACUAUUCCGUCUGUUCUCCCUCUCUGUGUGGACUAUUCCGUCUGUUCUCCCUCUCUGUGUGGACUAUUCCGUCUGUUCUCCCUCUCUGUGUGGACUAUUCCGUCUGUUCUCCCUCUCUGUGUGUGGGAGAUUUGGAAUAUAUAUUCUCAGGUUAAAAGAGCAGUUCUGUGGAUGUGAUGAAAGCACACCUGUGUGACGUCACACACAGCAUGAGUACACACACAUACAGUGUGAUUAUUCACACACACACAAAGCUUGAGGCAUACACACUCCACUGUAUGAGUGUUUACACACAAACACAGAGUUUGCGCAGACAAGCACUCAAACCCUUCCAUAUCACCCCUCCACAGAGCUGUGUAAAUGUAAUAUUGUGACCUUUGAACCUUUUAUUAGGUUGUGGUAUAAUGUAAACGUAUUAUAAUGUAAACAGUAUAUAUAUAUAAACACGUAUCUAUUUUUGGUAUCAAUUCAGAUGUAUCGGAAAGGGGAUGUUUAGCAGGUUGCUGUGUGUGUGUGUGUGUGUGUGUGUGUUUAUAAUGGUGAAAUGAGGCAAUAAUGACAUCUGUGUUGUUAUGGUUUUUACCCCAGCAUCAGACUCUGAUACAUGCUUCCUCCUGGGUGUGUGUGUGGGUACAUGUAUGUAUAUGUUUAAUGUAUUGGAAAUGUCUUCCAUAUCCAAUUCCUCAUGCUAUAUCACCUUAUCAGUAUCUAAAGCGGUCUCUCUCAUUUAGAGCAUGUCAUUCAGGUAUGACUUGGUGAAGUUAGUUUCUGUUGUUGUGUGGUUUUAUGUUUAAAGCACUUUGAUGGUGGUCAGAACCAUCAAGGUAUUUUACUCACAGCUAAGGAAGAGGUUUGACUUAAAGGAAUCAGUUAGUUAUUACAAAAUCUUAAUAAUAUUUGUGUGAUAUGACGAUUUGAUCCACGUAUUGUGAUGCCAAAGUGGGCUAGAGACUAAUGACAUUGGCUAGAUUUGGGACAGGGAGAGGGAUCCACCCUGAUAAAACUAACCAGAGUUGUGUACAGAGUUACGUCAUAUCUUCACCCCAACACCACACACUGCAUCUGACUCAUACCACACCACACACUGCAUCUGACUCAUACCACACCACACACUGCAUCUGACUCAUACCACACCACACACUGCAUCUGACUCAUAGCACACCACACACUGCAUCUGACUCAUAGCACACCACACACUGCAUCUGACUCAUACCACACCACACACUGCAUCUGACUCAUACCACACCACACACUGCAUCUGACUCAUAGCACACCACACACUGCAUCUGACUCAUAGCACACCACACACUGCAUCUGACCCAUACAACACCACACACUGCAUCUGACCCAUACCACACCACACACUGCAUCUGACCCAUACCACACCACACACUGCAUCUGACCCAUACCACACCACACACUGCAUCUGACUCAUACCACACCACACACUGCAUCUGACUCAUAGCACACCACACACUGCAUCUGACCCAUACCACACCACACACUGCAUCUGACUCAUACCACACCACACACUGCAUCUGACUCAUAGCACACCACACACUGCAUCUGACCCAUACCACAUCACACACUGCAUCUGACUCAUACCACACCACACACUGCAUCUGACUCAUAGCACACCACACACUGCAUCUGACCCAUACCACACCACACACUGCAUCUGACCCAUACAACACCACACACUUCAUCUGACCCAUACAACACCACACACUUCAUCUGACCCAUACAACACCACACACUGCAUCUGACUCAUACCACACCACACACUGCAUCUGACCCAUACCACACCACACACUGCAUCUGACCCAUACCACACCACACACUGCAUCUGACUCAUACCACACCACACACUGCAUCUGACUCAUAGCACACCACACACUGCAUCUGACCCAUACCACACCACACACUGCAUCUGACUCAUACCACACCACACACUGCAUCUGACUCAUAGCACACCACACACUGCAUCUGACCCAUACCACACCACACACUGCAUCUGACUCAUACCACACCACACACUGCAUCUGACUCAUAGCACACCACACACUGCAUCUGACCCAUACCACACCACACACUGCAUCUGACCCAUACAACACCACACACUUCAUCUGACCCAUACAACACCACACACUUCAUCUGACCCAUACAACACCACACACUGCAUCUGACCCAUACAACACCACACACUGCAUCUGACCCAUACAACACCACACACUGCAUCUGACCCAUACAACACCACACACUGCAUCUGACUCAUACCACACCACACACUGCAUCUGACCCAUACCACACCACACACUGCAUCUGACCCAUACCACACCACACACUGCAUCUGACUCAUACCACACCACACACUGCAUCUGACUCAUAGCACACCACACACUGCAUCUGACCCAUACCACACCACACACUGCAUCUGACUCAUACCACACCACACACUGCAUCUGACUCAUACCACACCACACACUGCAUCUGACCCAUACCACACCACACACUGCAUCUGACUCAUACCACACCACACACUGCAUCUGACUCAUACCACACCACACACUGCAUCUGACUCAUACCACACCACACACUGCAUCUGACCCAUACAACACCACACACUUCAUCUGACCCAUACAACACCACACACUGCAUCUGACCCAUACAACACCACACACUGCAUCUGACUCAUACCACACCACACACUGCAUCUGACCCAUACCACACCACACACUGCAUCUGACUCAUACCACACCACACACUGCAUCUGACUCAUAGCACACCACACACUGCAUCUGACCCAUACCACACCACACACUGCAUCUGACUCAUACCACACCACACACUGCAUCUGACUCAUACCACACCACACACUGCAUCUGACUCAUACCACACCACACACUGCAUCUGACCCAUACAACACCACACACUUCAUCUGACCCAUACAACACCACACACUGCAUCUGACCCAUACAACACCACACACUGCAUCUGACCCAUACAACACCACACACUGCAUCUGACUCAUACCACACCACACACUGCAUCUGACCCAUACCACACCACACACUGCAUCUGACUCAUACCACACCACACACUGCAUCUGACCCAUACCACACCACACACUGCAUCUGACUCAUACCACACCACACACUGCAUCUGACUCAUACCACACCACACACUGCAUCUGACCCAUACCACACCACACACUGCAUCUGACUCAUACCACACCACACACUGCACCUGACCCAUACCACACCACACACUGCACCUGACCCAUACCACACCACACACUGCACCUGACCCAUACCACACCACACACUGCACCUGACCCAUACAACACCACACACUGCACCUGACCCACACCACACACUGCAUCAGACCCACACCACACACUGCACCUGACCCAUACAACACUGCACCUGACCCAUACCACACCACACACUGCAUUUGGCCCAUACCACACUGCACCUGACCCAUACCACACUGCAUCUGACCCAUACCACACCACACACUGCAUCUGACUCAUACCACACCACACACUGCAUCUGACUCAUACCACACCACACACUGCAUCUGACCCAUACCACACCACACACUGCAUCUGACCCAUACCACACCGCAUCUGACUCAUACCACACCACACACUGCACCUGACCCAUACCACACCACACACUGCACCUGACCCAUACCACACCACACACUGCACCUGACCCAUACCACACCACACACUGCACCUGACCCAUACCACACCACACACUGCACCUGACCCAUACAACACCACACACUGCACCUGACCCAUACCACACCACACACUGCAUCAGACCCACACCACACACUGCACCUGACCCAUACAACACCACACACUGCACCUGACCCAUACCACACCACACACUGCAUUUGGCCCAUACCACACUGCACCUGACCCAUACCACACUGCAUCUGACCCAUACCACACCACACACUGCAUCUGACUCAUACCACACCACACACUGCAUCUGACUCAUACCACACCACACACUGCAUCUGACUCAUACCACACCACACACUGCAUCUGACCCAUACAACACCACACACUGCAUGUGACCCAUAUGUGUGCGUGCUCUCUGUAGUCAGAGGCCUUUUAUAAAGGGUUCUGAUGCUGGCGGUUCCUUUUCUGUAUAUGUAAUUGUGUGUGUUACUGUUGUCAAACCUAGCCUGUAAAGUCAGAUAUCAAACUAAUAAAUAUGUCAACCAUCAA
This is a messenger RNA of Oncorhynchus masou masou (cherry salmon), 8965 nucleotides long. RefSeq names its product serine/threonine-protein phosphatase 6 regulatory subunit 2-like. Gene Ontology annotation, molecular function: protein phosphatase regulator activity; protein phosphatase binding. The record is from RefSeq and is a predicted model, not a curated record. The transcript is spliced from 25 exons. The coding region runs from base 744 to 3731 and encodes 995 amino acids. Gene Ontology annotation, cellular component: nucleus; cytosol. NCBI's taxonomy places the organism in Eukaryota, Metazoa, Chordata, Actinopteri, Salmoniformes, Salmonidae.